Molecule: messenger RNA, 954 nt
Organism: Mangifera indica (mango)
Lineage: Eukaryota; Viridiplantae; Streptophyta; Magnoliopsida; Sapindales; Anacardiaceae
Exons: 3
Coding region: 1-954 (317 amino acids)
Source: RefSeq, a predicted model, not a curated record
AUGAAGGGAAAGGCUUUUAAGAAAGGUGCAGAUGGGAAGAUUUAUUUUGAGGUUGGACAUGUUUUUGACAGUGUUGAACAUUUCAGGGGUGUGCUGAAAGAUUACACGGUUGAUCGUGGGUUUGCUACAAAAAAGAUAUACAAUGAGAAGAGAAGAAUAAAGGUUGUGUGUAGAUCAGAAGGCUGCCCAUUCCAUCUCUAUGCAGCUCUGAUGGUAGAUGGUCAAUCCUACCAAAUACGUCAGUACGAGCAUAUGCACACAUGCCUCAGGGUUAAUGAUAACCCAGCUGCGAGUGCAUCAUGGGUAGCUGAGAAAUUUGGCAGGUUUAUAAGGUCACAAGAAGGAUCAAAAGCUGCCCUAAAGGUAAUUAGGGAUGAAAUUCCCUCGACACCGCGUUUUCAUCGCUUUUUUCUAAGUUUUGCUGCACAGAAGAAAGGCUUUUUAGAGGGUUGUCGUCGUUUUAUAGGGGUUGAUGGAUGCCAUCUGAAGGGGCAUUUUGGGGGAGUCCUGCUGUCUGCUGUAGCGAUUGAUGCGAACAGUGGGAUAUUCCCAUUGGCAAUCUGUGUUUGUGAAGUAGAAAACAAUGAUAGUUGGGGUUACUUUCUGGGGAUGUUGAAAGAAUUCAUGGGUGAUGUCUUGCCUAUCACUUUCAUGAGUGAUAGGCAAAAGGGAAUAAUACAUGCCUUGCAAACUCAGUGGCCUAAUGCAAAGAGUAGAUUUUGUGCAAGACAUGUAUAUGCGAAUUUCAGGAAAACUUUCCCUGGGGUACAUCUUCGAAAUCUGUUUUGGGCUAUUUCUAGAGCAUCAAAUAAAGUGGAUUUUCAUGAGGCAUUAAAUAAAAUGAAGGCAGUGGAUGAAACUGCUUACAAGUGGUUGGCUUGGAGAAGGUCGGGAGCUGCCUAUUCUCAGUUUGUUGGAGUUGUAUCGAAGAAGAAUAAUGAAGAGACUUUAUAG